Empidonax traillii (willow flycatcher) is the source of this 965-nucleotide messenger RNA. It is a transcript of the gene SMIM13, whose product is annotated as small integral membrane protein 13. Bases 90 to 359 code for a protein of 89 amino acids. The transcript has 2 exons. Lineage: Eukaryota; Metazoa; Chordata; Aves; Passeriformes; Tyrannidae. The record is from RefSeq and is a predicted model, not a curated record.
GCAGGAGGAGGAGGAGCAGGAGAAGCAGGAGCGGGGCUGCCGCGGCCGCCGGCCCGGCCCGGCUCCUCUCGGCUGCCCCCGGCCGCGCCAUGUGGCAGAGCAUCGGGCUGACCCUGCUGGUGAUCGUGGCCACGCUCGCCUGCGUGCUGCUCUUCAUGCUGUGCGGGUGGUAUGUGGUGUGGCAGUUGUUUUUGUCUAAAUUCAAAUUCCUGAGAGAAUUGAUAGGUGAUACGGGGUCCCAGCAGGGAGACAACGAGCCUUCAGAGACUGAAGCUGAGCAGGAGACUCCACCCUCGCCUCAGAGAAGUAGACAGAAAUCAGCUCGACAGCGAAGGGCACCCGCAGAAGACUCGACUUAAAGUACUCCACUGGACUCCCGAGUAACUAUGAAUGGUUAACCACCUCUGCACUGUUCAGUGGUGUGAUCUUACUGAAAAACUGACUUAAGAGGUAACAUUAAUACCCUGUGGACCCUGACUUCUGAGCUACCAGUGUAUGAUGCUACUCCAGUAGAGCUUCAGGGAGGGCUUCAGCAGCAAGUCAUAGAAUACUGGAAGAAUGGAGGGGUGGAGAGAAAUCUCCAUCAGAAAAAUGCUGAGCUUCUGUAGCUCCUAUCUCAGCACACAGAUGAAAAACAGGUCCUGGACUAUAGAGUUAGCCUUUGCAUUAGUCUGAACAUAGUAAACAUUUCAGACUUGAAAUAGUUUCUAAAUUAUUUUUUCUUUACAGCACUGUAACUACAUAUAGUGAAAUCGAGUUUUAUUUCCUUAGCUGUAUAUGAAUAUAUAUAUUUUUUCAGCCUUGAGAAUGCACAUGAACUUAAAAAACAGUUGAAAGAAUAUCCUGCUUUAGAACGUAUUCUAAAGUAAGAUUUUAGUUAAGUUCUUGUAUAUAUAAAAAGUAUAAAUGAAAUACAAAAAAUCAAUAUUAGAUGCACAUGAUUUGGAGGUUUUUAUUAUCUCCUU